Messenger RNA from Vigna unguiculata (cowpea), 1652 nucleotides. RefSeq lists its product as uncharacterized. The record is from RefSeq and is a predicted model, not a curated record. Lineage: Eukaryota; Viridiplantae; Streptophyta; Magnoliopsida; Fabales; Fabaceae.
CUAUCAACAUUUGUCCAAAAGAUUCGAGAAGAGAUAUAUAACAGUUAUUAUAUGCAUCGUAGACUUCAAAUUAUUGGCUUCGACCAGAAGACGAGUGUUUAUUUAAAGAAAAUAGAAAAAGAUAUUGAUAACGUCAGAAAAGCCAGAAUUGCAGUUGAAUAUUGUGAAACGAAGAAAGUGCAUCUUGAAGACUUACCUAAUCUAAGAAGCUUUUCCUCGGGAGACAUUCUUAAAUGGUCAUCCUUAGAGAAUGUGGUGUUGGAUCAUUUUCCCGACAUCAAGAAGUUUGGUUUGGGAAUGAUAAAAGAGUCACAGUUAAAAUCGAUACUAAUAACACAAAAUGAUGAAGUGCAAAUUCACCCUCACACCAACCUUGCAUAUCUUUUUGAGUUAUUGGAUGACAAAUUCUCACUCAUUACUGAGUACAGUGUAUGUAACAAUGAAGAGUUGGAUAAGAUAUUCUAUAAUCUUCAAAGUUCACAUUUCACCAACCUUCAAAUUCUUCGGGUAAAUAACUGUAAUGGAAUAAUGUAGGACGAUUUUCUAAUAAUGUUAGCAUACAGGUCUCACAAACUCAAAGUUAUUAACAUUGAAGAGUGCUCACUAUAUCAUUUUUGUUUUAAUGAUGAGAGGUACGAAGAUGACAAAAUUUUCACACAGCUAAAGGAACUAAAAUUAAUAAAAACCAACUUACGUUAUAUGUGGUUCUUUGAUCAUCCAGACUAUAUUGACCUUGGAAACCUACAAAUUUUACACAUCAUAGAUGUUUCCUGUCUCCAAUAUAUAUUUGAACUGUAUCCACCAAAGAAGCUUCACCGACUUAAGGAAUUAAUUAUAGAAAAAUGUGAAGCCUUAUUUACCGUUUUUUUGGAUCAUUUAAAUAAAGGUGGUCCAACAACUAACUUUCCAUCACUCAGCAAAUUGGAGUUGAAGUCUCUCCAAAAGUUGAGACAAAUCUACGAUGGUCAUUUAGAAUUCCCAAGUCUAAAAUCUUUGAUGAUUGCAAAAUGUCCAAUCCAUUUGCAGAUCCACAUGAAACCCUAACGACUGAUGGGAAAUCUUUCUUUGAAUUGAAUGAGAUUAUGUUUGACAGUUAUGACAACUUGGUUUGUGUCAUUUCCUCUGAGACACUACAAGAGUUGAAGAACUUGAAGAAACUUGUUGUGAGUCACUGUAAGGAAUUUAAAAUAAUAUUUAAUAUUCUUCAACAAAUAUCUUGUUCCACACACCUUUUACAACAACUGUGUGACCUAACUUUGAUUGAUCUUCCAAGGUUAACUUGUGUUGCUAACAAAGAUAUUUCCAGGUUCUAUCAAAACCUAAAACUCUUACAGGUGAAGCAAUGUAAGUCUCUUAAUAUGCUUCAUGUUCCUCUAAAACUAACAAAAUCUGGAAAUUUAUGAUUGUGAUGUGUUGGAUACAAUUAUUAUCUCCAAAGAAGAAGAAGAAGCGGAGGGCAUGAGAGGGAAACUCACCUUUCAUGAAUUGAAGGAAGUUUCUCUUGAAAAUCUACCAAGUCUCUUUGUUGUCUUUCCUUCUAUAUCUGAAUUUCCUUCCCUACAAACAUUAAAAAUAGCAAAUUGUUGUACUAUGAUUUCUUUUAUUGAAGAUUCCAAAGCUCUUGAAGAAUCAUCUACAACAAAUUGCUUCUU